Messenger RNA from Thunnus maccoyii (southern bluefin tuna), 4332 nucleotides. Its product is annotated as short transient receptor potential channel 4-like. The transcript has 16 exons. Gene Ontology annotation, cellular component: membrane; cation channel complex. The record is from RefSeq and is a predicted model, not a curated record. NCBI's taxonomy places the organism in Eukaryota, Metazoa, Chordata, Actinopteri, Scombriformes, Scombridae. Bases 460 to 3381 code for a protein of 973 amino acids. Gene Ontology annotation, molecular function: inositol 1,4,5 trisphosphate binding; store-operated calcium channel activity; protein binding. Gene Ontology annotation, biological process: calcium ion transmembrane transport; manganese ion transport; regulation of cytosolic calcium ion concentration.
UGAUCUUUUCCCUCUUGCGGUGCCACUGUGUUCAAUGCGUCUCCAAGUGCGCACGACCAGUCUGCAGCAGCGCUCCGCAGACUGCCUGCCAGGCAUCUGGCUGCUCUGUUUAUUUCUGGAGGCGCUGCCUUUCCCUUAAUCAACCGCCAACAGGUGGAUAAGUCGAGUGGGCAAGAACAUCGUUGAAAAAUUACAUCCUGGACACCGAGGGGGAAAUUGCGGAACCAGGUGUAAUUCAGCCUGGAAACUUCGUUGUUGCUUGAUUUCGUCUCCAGGAUUUCUUGCGCGCUUUAAGCAUCUGUUUUGUUUAUCCUCGUGUGGCGACGGGAUAUUUUCCAAAGGAAGAACAGUCUCCCUCAGCGAAGUUCCAAUGCCCAACAUCCCAAAGUGUAAACUCCUCCAGCCUGGCAGCAGCAGUAGCAGUGUUAGCAGGGUGCUGAUAAGCUGAAGCCCGGGGAGAUGUCACAGCUGUACUACCGGCGGACUGACAGCUCCUCAUACCGGGACCGCAUCCCGCUGAGAAUUGUACGGGCCGAGUCGGAGCUGUCGCCCCUGGAGAAGGCCUACCUUGGAGCUGUAGAGAAGGGGGACUAUGCUAGUGUCAAACAGGCUCUCGAGGAGGCAGAGAUCUACUUCAAGAUCAACAUCAACUGCAUCGACCCUCUCGGCCGCACAGCUCUGCUGAUUGCCAUUGAGAACGAGAACCUGGAAAUCAUUGAGCUCUUGCUGAGCUUCAACGUCUACGUCGGCGAUGCCCUGCUGCAUGCAAUCCGUAAGGAAGUGGUGGGGGCUGUGGAGCUGCUGCUAAAUCACAAGAAGCCUAGUGGUGGCAUGCAGGUUCCUCCAAUCUUAUUGGACAAGCAGUUCUCUGACUUCACCCCUGACAUCACUCCCAUCAUCCUCGCUGCACACACCAACAACUAUGAAAUUAUCAAGCUGUUGGUGCAGAAAGGCGUGUCUAUGCCGCAGCCACAUGAGGUGCGCUGUAACUGUGUGGAGUGUGUGUCUAGUUCAGACGUUGACAGCCUGCGGCACUCGCGCUCACGCCUCAACAUCUACAAAGCGCUGUCGAGUCCAUCACUAAUUGCGCUUUCCAGUGAAGACCCCUUCCUCACUGCGUUCAGGCUCAGCUGGGAGCUGCAGGAGCUCAGCAAGGUGGAGAACGAGUUCAAAUCAGAAUACGAGGAGCUGUCUCAGCAGUGCAAACAGUUUGCCAAGGACCUCCUGGACCAAACAAGGAGUUCCAGAGAGCUGGAGAUGAUCCUCAACUACAGAGAUGACAUCAACUUAUUGGAGGAAGAGGGCAACAAUGACCUGGCAAGACUCAAACUAGCUAUCAAGUACCACCAAAAAGAGUUUGUAGCGCAGCCAAACUGCCAGCAGCUGUUGGCGUCCCGCUGGUAUGAUGAGUUCCCCGGCUGGAGACGGCGCCAUUGGGCAGGGAAGUUCUUCACCUGUGUCUUCAUCGGCCUCCUCUACCCCUUGUUUGCUCUGUGCUACCUCAUUGCCCCUAAGAGUCGCUACGGCCUCUUCAUCCGCAAGCCUUUCAUCAAGUUCAUAUGCCACACUGCAUCCUACCUGACCUUUCUCUUCCUGCUACUCCUCGCCUCGCAGCACAUUGUCACCACAGAGCAGGACAGGCAGGACAGGCAAGGCCCCGCACCAACCACUGUGGAGUGGAUGAUCCUGCCCUGGGUGCUGGGAUUCAUCUGGGCAGAGAUCAAGCAGAUGUGGGAUGGUGGUUUCCAAGACUAUGUCCACGAUUGGUGGAACCUGAUGGACUUUGUCAUGAACUCUCUAUACCUUGCCACCAUCUCCCUCAAGAUUGUAGCCUACACUAAGUACAGUGGCAGUAAACCCAGGAACCAGUGGGAGAUGUGGCACCCAACACUAGUAGCUGAGGCAGUGUUUGCCAUAGCCAACAUUUUCAGCUCCCUGCGCCUCAUCUCGCUGUUCACAGCCAACUCUCACCUGGGGCCACUGCAGAUCUCUCUUGGGAGAAUGCUUCUAGAUAUCUUGAAGUUCCUCUUCAUCUAUUGUCUGGUCCUGCUGGCAUUUGCUAAUGGGCUGAACCAGCUGUACUUUUACUAUGAGACCAAGAUGUCAGAUGAGAAGGGCAAAUGCAAGGGCAUCCGAUGUGUGGAGCAGAAUAACGCUUUCUCCACGUUAUUUGAGACCCUGCAGUCUCUCUUCUGGUCUAUUUUUGGUCUGAUCAAUCUGUAUGUGACCAACGUGGACGCAGACCAUCAAUUCACUGAGUUUGUCGGCGCCACCAUGUUCGGCACCUACAACAUCAUCUCACUUGUAGUGCUCCUCAACAUGCUCAUAGCUAUGAUGAACAACUCCUACCAGCACAUUGCUGAUCAUGCAGACAUUGAGUGGAAGUUUGCCAGGACAAAGUUGUGGAUGAGUUACUUUGAAGAAGGGGCCACCCUUCCAGCCCCGUUCAACAUCAUUCCCAGCCCCAAGUCAUUUUGGUACCUCAUGUGCUGGAUUAAGAAGCAAAUCUGCAAGAGGACGAAAUCCAAGCGCCCUGAAACCUUUGGAACACUUGGGAGGCGAGCAGCAGAGAACCUGAGGAUAAACCAUCAGUAUCAGGAGGUACUGAGAAACUUGGUGAAACGUUAUGUGGCUGCCAUGAUCAGAGAUGCCAAGACAGAGGAAGGCCUGACUGAAGAGAACUUUAAGGAGCUGAAACAAGAUAUCUCCAGUUUUCGUUACGAGGUGAUGGGCAUGGUGAAGACAGGAAAGCCUACUCUACAGGGGGAAAGAAAGGCCGGUGGCAGCACAGUGGAGUCCAGUCUUGCUUACCCCAAUGCCUUGCUCAAGGUAUCUCCCUGUCCACCGAGCAGCCAGUUGAAAAGCAAACUUAACCGAUUCAAAAUCACCACAUCCAUCCUCAAGCACUGCAGUUCUACAGCCUCACCCAGGCCACCUGAAGCCUCCAACGGUCUACCUAACGGACUCUUGAACCUGGUCUCUGAUGAGAGCUCUGGUGAAAAGUCAAGCCAGAGAAGAAACUUCCCCAAAGAUUUCACUGACUUUGGCUUGUUCCAGAAACGCCACAGGGGUAGCAACGAAGCCACGUCAGGAGCUGGAGAGAUUUCUAGAAAGAUGUACUCUUUGUCGGAGGAAGCAGGGGAAUCUGUGGGCUCAGAUGGAGAGGAGCAGGACAAAGAGCACACGGCAUGGAGUAAGGAUGAGAAAGGACUCUUGGAGAUGGAAAAGAAGGAAGAGGCUACAGUGAAUGAGGCCCCAAAUGAAAAGAGCAAGCAGGAUGGUGGAGAAAAAGAAACCAAGGACAAAGACAAAGAGUGUGCAUCCUGCAGUGACUCAGUAGCUGAUGAAUGUUUUUCUGGGUCAUCCAGAGAAGACGCGUAAGCUGUGACAAUACAUGAACAUAACUACAGGCCAAGUAAAUGCUGGACUGAGGACAGAGAGAAUGACAAUCAAUGUGAGCUUCAAGUGAGGAUAGCUGUGUCAGAAAUGUAAGUGUUAUUGUUUGUUUUGCAAAGAGUCUAACUUUUCCAGUUAUUACUAAAUUAAUGAUCAGCUUUGAUCUUUGGAGACUCAGGGAGGCCUUUGGUUUAAGUGUUUUUAAUGCUGUUAUAUUAGCAGUGGGGAUGCAGCAAAGGUGAACGGAGCUCUGUGUGAGCAUCACGAGGAUUUAGAUUUUAGGAUAAAAUCACUUCAUUAUCUCCUCCCUACAGACGAUGGGAAAAUAAUUAUUUCCUGAAACUGAUAAUUUCCUCUUUUUUUUAAUCGACGUAUCCAUCGUUCACCAUACUCUCUCCUUCAUCAAUCUUUCUCUACCUCUUUUCCUUUCCUGUUUAACUGUGCACCGCUUAACUCCCUCCCCAUCCUAAUUUCACUAGAGCAAUAGAUGUAUUCUGUGAAUCUCUGCCUUACUCUGUCUGUUUCUGCACUUUACACACUUUACACUGGCAUACAGUAUCUCAAAGAUGUGCAAAGCUCUGAUCAUGCAACAACAAUUCUGUCAAUGUUUUUCUAUGCAAAAACCUGGGAUUGUGAUUCUUGUACAUCGUACAUUUAACACUGACAGUUCAUGACAAGUAUUAUCAUAUGUAAGGUACCAUAGAGCGUGACCGACUGGGAGUCAAAAAUAAUGGGAGACAUACAAUAUGAACACAGCCUAUCAACCAUUUAAAGCUACGUAUUAUUCACGUUUUAUCACUCCUGCAGAAAAUAAACUUGUUAUUUUAAAAGACUUUGCUGUUUUUAAAUGGUACCUUUAGAUGUCAUAUUAGUUUGAAUGAAUGAUGUUAUAGAAAAUAAAACAUAGAUCAAAAAUAAAUGUAAAAAUACACUCUU